Messenger RNA from Cuscuta campestris, 4148 nucleotides. Lineage: Eukaryota; Viridiplantae; Streptophyta; Magnoliopsida; Solanales; Convolvulaceae. The record is from the annotation of a GenBank genome assembly.
CAGGACUCUUCUCUUUGAUGUAAUCGAGUCCCCGCUGGUUGCUUCCUUCACAAGGCCCCUCCUUUUAUGAUUCCUCGUAAAUUGCAAGAAAAAAAAGAAGAAAAGAAAGAAUAAAUAGCUUCUCCAUUGUUCUUUGUUCAUCCCAAACCCAGAAAACCAAGUAAUCGCAGACCCCAUUGAUACUAUAAACGAUAUACUAUAUGCCCAAUCGCGAAUUUUGUUUCUGACUGCAGCAGGGUUUCAUUGAUUGGCUGCGUUUGGGUUUUCGAGAACUGGGUUUGGCGGCGGCGACUGUAAAGUUGCUAUUUUUCCGGGGGACUAUUUCAGAAGGCUGCUAGUAAUCCGAGCUUUGAAGGCGGGUCGGGUCGUUUGAGGAUCGGUGGGUUGUUAAAGACCGCUUUGGGGGGUUUGGUGGGUUUCUAUCCGCAGAUUUAGAAGUGUGGGUUCUUUUUCUGUGUGCGCACUAGAUCUUUCAUGGAUUUGCUGAGUUUUGGGUUGUUUUAGAUUAUUUGAGUGGUGGGUGUGUUCUGAUUCAUCUUGCACAGUGGCUUAGAACCCAGAAAUCGUCCAUUUUAGGUUUAAGAAGAGUUGACACUUUUGUGGUGGUGAAAUUGAUCUUCUCUUUAAAGAGUCUUGCCGGUUGGUUUCGCAUAUUCAGGGGAAGAAGAUGAUGAGCUCAAAUGUUUCUUCUGGUGCAGUUCUGAACGGAAAGCUUUUAGUUCACAUUGCGGAGAAUGGGCAAUCAUAUGAACUUAACUGCAAUGAGUAUUCCCUUGUUGAAAAUGUGCAGCAAACCCUAGAAUCAGUUUCAGGAAUCCCACCAAAUGAUCAGCUCCUCUUGUGUGGGGAUGUGAAACUAGAACCGCGAAGCCCACUCUCAGCCUACAAGCUCCCAUCGGAUGACCAGGAGGUGUUCUUGUUCAACAAAUCAAGAAUGCGGACGAAUGCGCCCCCACCCGCACCAGAGCAAGUGGAUUUAUCCGAUAUACCCGACCCGCCUAUGCCGACCCAAAACCAUGACCCGCACCCAUUGGACGAUGCUUCGGACCCCGCCUUAAAGGCUUUGCCUUCUUACGAGAGGCAGUUCCGGUACCACUUCCAUUGCGGAAAUGCCAUUUACUUACUUUCACAAGUGAAGUUUGAUGCCUGUGAGAGGCUCUUGAAAGCCCAAAAGGUUCAAGAGAGAGCCACAGGGAUUGCUAGGGGCAAUCUUGACCAUUUCUACGGGAUGAUUCUGCAGAACUAUGGAGAUUUUUUGAAAUGUUACUCGCAGCAGCAUCGGGCCCACUCUGAUCUGAUAGCGAAUUUUGGGAGGGAUGUAGAGAGGUUAAGGUCUUGCAAACUCCACCCGUCCUUAGAAGCCUCCAACAAAAAGUGUUUGCUGGACUUCGUGAAGGAGGAGAAUUUGCAGAAACUGGUUGAGGAUUGUAAUGGUUCCCACCAGCAGUUUGAGAAUAAGGUUUUGGAAUUCAAGCAAGAGUUCCGGGAGUUAGAACACCAUGCUGAGCAGUUACUAUCAAGCAAGGCUUCUGUUAUCACUAGGGAUCUUGAACAGGCGAUUAGAGAGCAUCAGAAGUAUGUUAAUGAGCAAAAGAGCAUAAUGCAGGCUUUGAGUAAAGACGUGAACAUGGUAAAAAAGCUUGUUGAUGAUUGCCUUACUGGCCAGCUAUCAUCCUCACUCCGUCCCCAUGAUGCAGUUUCUGCCUUGGGCCCCAUGUAUGAAUCCCAUGAGAAAAGUUAUCUUCCCAAGAUGCAAUCUUGUGAUAGAUCAAUUACUGGCUUGCUUGAUUUCUGCAAGGACAAAAAGAAUGAAAUGAACACGUUCGUCCACAACUAUAUGCAAAAGAUAGCAUAUAUCCAGUUCAUGAUAAAGGAUGUCCGUUGCAAAUUUUCUGUUUUCCAGGAAGCUUUAAAGCGUCAAAGUGAUCUUUUUGAACACUUAAAAAUUGUCCGGGGAAUCGGGCCAGCAUAUAGAGCUUGCCUUGCAGAAGUGGUUAGAAGGAAGGCUUCAAUGAAGCUUUACAUGGGCAUGGCGGGACAGUUGGCCGAAAGGCUUGCCGCCAAGAGGGAAGCAGAGGUUUCUAGAAGGGAGGAGUUUUUGAGAGUUCACAGUCCAUACAUACCAAGGGAUGUUUUGGCUUGUAUGGGAUUGUUUGAUACUCCUAGCCAGUGUGACGUAAAUAUGACCCCUUUUGAUACCAAGUUGCUCGACAUUGAUAUCCCAGAGCUUGACCAUUAUGCCCCUGAGUAUUUGUUGGGACUCUCACACAGAGGCAAGGUUGAUGAUUGUGGUUUUGAACUUCCCGAGAAGAUUGAUUCGGUUGAGUUUCUCGAUAUUGUUGGAACAAGCAAGAUGGAGGUUGAAAAUGCAAAACUAAGAGCAGAACUUGCUUCUAAGAUAGCCUUGAUCUGUUCGAUUAGCCCUGAAGUUGGUUAUGAAUCUUUUGAUGAUGAGGGUAAAAUGGACCGCCUGCUACAGGACGUUCGAGAGAAAACAUCUGAAGCCAUACGUUUGAAAGAAGAGCACGAGAACCAUCUUAAAUCCAUGCUGAAGAUGAAGCAAAUGCAGUGUGAAUCAUAUGAAAAACGGAUUCAGGAGUUAGAGCAACGUUUGUCUGAGCAUUAUAUGCCUAGCCAUAAAGGUUCUGUGGGCGAGGGCGUAUCAAACCUUACCACUUCAUGUGCCUCUAGUUCAUUGGAAGAUAAAACAGGGAAUCUUUCUAAACAGGGAAAGACACAAGAAGUGUUAUAUGAUAACAUGACCGAUUCUUCUAGUACGGUUAACCCUCAAUUGGAUUCAUCUAUGGUAGAUCCUCACCGCUAUGAAGAGCACGACCAGUUUUGUGACAAGGAGGUAAACGAGACAUUAUCAAGCUCUAUGGUUCUGAGCGUGUCUCGGCCUGUGAGUGCUUCAUUACCUUCUGAACCAGCUGCUAGUCCUGCUUUUUGUUCAAGACUAAGUGAAGAUGUUGUUAUUGAGUUGCAAAAAGCACUUAGUGAAAAAACAAGCCAACUGAAUGAAGCAGAAAAUGAAAUCAAAAGGCUGAGGAAUGAGGUUGAAAAGUUAAAUGGGGAUUUGGAGAACAAAAGGAAGCUCCUUGAUGAAUCACAGAUGAAUUGUGCUCACUUGGAGAACUGUCUUCAUGAAGCAAGAGAGGAAGCUCAAACCCAUCUUUGUGCAGCCGAAAGGAGGGCCUCAGAGUACAGCACACUGCGUUCUUCUGCAGUUAAAAUGCGUGGCCUCUUUGAGAGGUUGAGAGCUUGCAUUUUAUCAGGUGGCACUGCUGGUUUUGCCGAGUCUCUACGUGCUUUGUCUCAGUCUUUAGCAAAUUCAAUCAAUGAAAAGGAGGAAGACAGUACUGCUGAGUUCAGAGAAUGUGUUCGGGUGCUCGCUGAGAAAGUUGGUGCUUUGUCAAAGAGUCGCUCGGAACUACAGGAAAGGUGUUCAAAUGCAGAAACUUCUAAUAAGCUUCUAAUGGCAGAAUGCGAAGAGAAGACAGAGUUGGUUAACACCCUCUAUAAGAAACACCAACUUGAGAAACAGGCAAAGGAAGAGAGGAUAUCGUUUUCUCGGGUAGAAGUGAAUGGAAUUGCAGCAUUCGUGCUGAAGCCAGACGGCGGAUACUACGAGGCGAUCAACCGGCACUGCCCGCGCUACUACCUCUCUGCCGAGUCCACGGCUUUACUCACCGCCCAUCUCCGGACCCGCCCGAGCUACAUUGUCGGGCAGGUCGUGCAUGUAGAACGGCACAUCGUCUCGGCUCAAGUGGGCCGCGAGCUGCUGAAUUCCGAUGGGUCGGCGGCCUCGAUCCCUUACGAUCUCCCGGUUGGCUGUGAGUACUUCACAGUAACCGCGACCAUGUUGCCGGAAACCGCCACCACUGGUACUCAUUCCCUACCCCCUUCCUCAUAGAGCUCUCUCUAUCCCUUAUUAGCUGUGUACAUGAUGACGACGAUAUGUGUGUAUGUGCGCACGCGCGAAAGAAUCCCCCCCUCCCCCCCAUGAUGAGGGGAUUCUUAGCCUCUGCAGAUUUGAUCUUCCCCUCCUAUGUGUGUACAGUUUCCCUGGUAAAACUUUGAUGGAAGCAUGCUGUAAAUACCCCUCUCCCCCCUCUUUUGUGAAAAGUAAAAAAAAAAACUCUGAAUUG